Messenger RNA from Nicotiana tabacum (common tobacco), 1302 nucleotides. RefSeq lists its product as uncharacterized. The record is from RefSeq and is a predicted model, not a curated record. NCBI's taxonomy places the organism in Eukaryota, Viridiplantae, Streptophyta, Magnoliopsida, Solanales, Solanaceae.
AAAGCCCCCACAAUUGGCAUAUGAUAUUUUGCUCUUUCAACAAUUGUCAAAGCGUAACGCUAAGGCACCACACCACACCACACCACGCCCUUUGCUCUUCUCUCCCCCAUUUGUCCCUUCUAAUUCUCUCACUUUUACUUCACUCUCUGUAUUUUUUUUUCCUUCUCAGGAAAAGUAUUCGGUGAUGAAUUAAAGGGUGUUUGGUGUUAGCAAAAUGGGUUCGUGUGCUUCAGUGCAUAAAGAUCCAAAAUCAGCGAUGAAGCUCCGUCUUGUUUUUGCCUCUAAAAAUGAUAAGCUUGUUAGUCCAUCGCCGCUCAAAGAUAAACCCCUUGAGAAUGGUGAUAUCAAACUCCCUGAUCCUCAACUCAAACCUCAACGUUCGCCAGUUGUGGCAGUAACCAGUUUUAGCGACUAUGGUAGCAAGGAGGAGGCUUUCUUUGAUUCCCAAGCUUGGUUGGAGUCAGAUUGCGACGACGAUUUCUUUAGUGUGAAGGGAGAUUUUACACCAUCACUUGGAAACACUCCUUCACGUGGAAAUACGCCUGUGCAUCGAGGUGUUUUGGCUGGUAAUAGAACCCCUUUUGUAGAAAGACCUCCUGCUUCUUUACCGCAAUCUUCUCCAAAACAUAAGAGGAAGAAUCUACUUGAGCUUUUCAAAGAAAGCUCAAGAAACCGGAAUCCCAAUGAACAAUACGCUGAAGGCAACCAAAAUGGACUCGCUGCUGAUCUACAGCUACCACCCAAAUCCACAUCUAGCACACCUUAUGCCCCAGUGUCUAGUGGCAAGAGAACCCCCAAUGGAGAGCUAAAAACUGAGGCCAACUCACCGAGGUCAGCACAAUGUUGUCUUCCCAGGUUGCGAAGUGGCAGCUUUAGGGAAAGGAGGAAGAGUAUGAGUCCCCCUGCACAUAGCGUCAGCUAAUAACUACAAUCUGGCUCUCAUAAGUUCUCUAUGUAUGUAUGUGCAUGUGCAUCAGGAAUUCUGAACAUUUUGACUUUUGAGAUGUGCAAUUUGACCAUCAGUGAUCAACCAAACUUGAAGUCCAUGAGAUCAGGUGUGCAUUGACACAAACAUAUAUUGCUACUAUAUGUAAGUACUGUAUAAAGCUAUAGAGAACAGCUUUGUUAAUUAAUUAACCUGGGCAUUGUCCUUAUACAUAUAUGUUUUCCAGUCCUCUGUUCUCUGAUUGACAUUUCUCAUUUGCUGCUACUGGAGAAGGCAAUUCUUGCUGCCAUGGGACUGGAGGUGGGACGUGACCUGUUGAAAUGUACCAUUCCAUUUGAAACUACCUAUUUAAACUA